Messenger RNA from Synchiropus splendidus (mandarinfish), 2137 nucleotides. It is a transcript of the gene perp, whose product is annotated as p53 apoptosis effector related to pmp22. Gene Ontology annotation, biological process: cell-cell adhesion. Bases 171 to 728 code for a protein of 185 amino acids. Gene Ontology annotation, cellular component: cell-cell junction; membrane. The transcript is spliced from 3 exons. Lineage: Eukaryota; Metazoa; Chordata; Actinopteri; Syngnathiformes; Callionymidae. The record is from RefSeq and is a predicted model, not a curated record.
CCCUGUGAGAGCUCAACCUGUCUGCAUAUCACACUUGGGUGGGGAUCGUCCCUUUCAUCACGCUCUCGUUUAAAGCUUGUUUACCGACGCCUUCCUCCCGACACACCUCGACUGUGCACCGCCGCUGCUCCCGUCUCCGUCGGCCCACUGCUCGCGCUCGAUCAUCGGACAUGUUUCGCUGUGGGAUCGCCUACCCCCGGUGCCGGUGGAUUGUGCCCUUGCUGCUGCUCUUCGCCAUUAUUUUCGACAUAAUCGCGAUCGCAGCCACGUCCGGAUGGGUGGAGGACGAGGAAGCCAAGACUCACUACACCAGCAUGUGGGAGGAAUGUCGAGGCAGGAACGACAACUGGGAGUGCAGGUCCCUCAUGGAGCACUCUUGGGCUCAGGCAGUCGCUGCAUUGAUGAUCAUCGGCCUCCUCAUCCUCAUCGUUGCCUUCAUCAUCUCCUGUAUUGCUCUGUGCUGCUCACUCAGGAUCAGCCUGCUGCCCAUCAUCGGCGUCAUGUUGAUCAUAGUUGUGGUUGUCCAGUUCAUCGCCCUGAUCAUCUACCCGGUGAAGUUCAACGAGAUGAUCUAUGAGGGCCACUACUACUACACCUGGGCGUACGGCUUCGGCUGGGGCGCCACCAUCCUGUGCAUCGGCUGCGCCAUCCUCUUCUGCUGCCUGCCGCGCUACGAGGACGAGCUGAGCGGACAUGCCAAGACCAAGUACAUCUACUCCUCCGCUUAAAGACAAUAACACAGAUUCACGCAGCUGGUUGGAACUUUAUUCCACACUUUUGAUGUCACCGCUUAGAUCAGGGCUUCUGGGCUGGAAAGUCACACUUCCUAAAUAUUUAAAAUGACAUUUUAUACUUAUGAAAAAAAGUUAUAUUUCUGUUCCUUUAAGCAUCUUUUCCAUGCAGCGUCACUGAAGUGCACUUAACGAAAGUUUGUGAUAACCUAGAGGACACUCUUGCGCAAAAUAGUUUCUUAAAAAUGGCUCAUUUUCAGAGAAGAAGAUCAUCUAUAUAUGUAAACAAAUGCGUCACACAGCUUUGACGACUGUAAUAAUAAAACUUCUGUGGUGGCUUUUUAGUCUGCGCUCUAAUAACUACAAUUACUAAACACAGUAUUAUUAGGAUUUAGGUGAGACUCACGUCUCACUACUUUUAUUGUACCGAAUGUCUUUUUAUUACAGAUAAGAUUACAUGGAUGAAAUUCAAAACUAAUGUUGCUUUUGUCCCAAAAAUAGCUAAAUAUUUUUCUAAAUCAGGGCCACUUUCAAGUCUGCAGUGAGAAUAAAAAUGAAAGAGAAACACGAGCAAGAAAAUAUAUUAAAUACAUGAGGAAGAAUAAAGAAAGGGAAUAUUUUCAACAUAUAUUUUUAUACAUUUAAAUGUUUAAAUAUGCUGGUUCAGUAAAAUAAAUGAUUUAUCAGAGAGCAUCCAAUAUAAAUCAGUAUUUUAAUCUGGUUUUAUCUAAGCAGAGUCACAAGAUUAAAUGAAAGAUAACAUGACAAAUGCAAUUUAAAGAGGCAGUAAUAGGAAAAUGAAUGGUUAGAAGAAAAUUUCCAGACAAGAUGAUUGAUUUCCACUUGAAUAUUGUCGUCCCAUGGGCCGGAGAGUUGCAGUGAAGGGCCCGUCCUGGGCCUCGGUUUGGCCUGUUCUUAAUAUUCCAAGAUAUUUUUUUGAGCUCAGUAUUCCUUUGUUGAAAAGGUAUAAGGGAGCAUGUCGACUGUAUCUGAAUGUAAGAGAAGAUGAUUUGUUUUUGCUUUUGUUUUAGCAUUUCCUUUGGUAACUGUGUGGCAUGUGCCUUUGCUGAGCAACAAACCUGUUCUCCCCAUCUGUCCCAUCACUGUUCAAGUACAUGAACUGACAAGUUGUGCAGUAAAACCGUUUUGUUAGUCGACCAGAGGGAAAUUUGUAUAAAAAACUGAUUUUAUACUCCUGUAAAGAAGCUAGCAAAUGGAUAAAUAGUUUGUAGUUUCAACAGAAGAUGUGGGCAGAAUCCGGAGAAAAGCUGAUGACUUAACUUUUGCAUUGAUUAUGAAACAUAUUUUUUGGUGUCAUGUGGUUGGUAGAUGUUUUUUCUCUGCUGUAUUGAGUGUGUUUGGUCGUCUGUGUAUUUUGAUGCAUUAAAGAGAUAACUUUUUCAUCA